UGACCAUUCACUCGUUUCUUUCAUUAUUACCCACCAACUUUCGCUCUUUUUUCAACACAUUAGGUACAAUCUCAGGAUCAGGUUCUGUCCACUCUGGUUAUCUGUUCUGUUCAAUUCGUUCUUUUAUCUACAUUUUGUCGCGUCAUGUUUCGAUGCUCGCUCAGAGAAGCUAAGUUCUCGCUCUGCAACUGAAAGUCGACGUCGAACUUUGAGCCAGCCCCCCUUCAUCCCGGACAAAACAAUGAGGAUCUCCUCACUGUUUCCCGCCGGCGAUGCUUCACUCCUAGGGCUAUCUCACCUACUCUCUCUCCUCUCCCUCCCGCUGGCUAGAGCAACCCUCUUUACUGAAGUACCUCCUCCACCGCUCGACCUUGGUCCACUAGGCCGCAUUGCCCUGACGGGAAAUUUCGAUGCAAUCUCGCUAUACAUAUACCAACAACAGCGAGACGAAGUCCUUGCCGUCUACAAUGGCUCCCAGUCCCAGUCGUUGAUCGCCCCCCUGCCCAAUGGCGGCCUUGCUCCCAUCUCUUCUGCCGAUGCGGACAUACUAGCCCUGUGCCCGCUAGAAUCGAGAGACGGUUCGCUGGAAAAACUUGUCGUUGGAGGAAAUUUUACUAGUCUGGGAGGUAUAGAGUCGCAGGGGCUCGCACUGUUUGAUCCCAGUUCGGGAACAGUGUCUGCUAUUUCAGGGCUGUCGGGUCGGGUUCUCGCUUUACUUUGUGAUUCCGGCAAGGUUUACGUGGGCGGCGACUUUGAGAGGUCAAACUCGUCAAAUGCCAUAUCCUGGUCUCGAGAUUCUGGGUUUUCCAACCUCCCUUUCGGCGGCUUCAAUGGGCCGGUCACUUCAAUCGUUAAAGGCUCCGACGAUCAUAUCAUAUUUGGAGGAUCUUUCGACGGCCUAGGGAAUGCAACAACUCCUUCCAUGAAAGACCAACAAAUGGUGAACCUCGAAACAGCCGAGAUAUCCGCCGGUGGGAGUACGAUAAGGCCGGGGUUUGGCGAUCCGCGAAAUGUGGUUUGCAGGGCUACGAAACAGGACGGCGAAGGCACCACUUGGCUUCUCUCUGAUCAGCAGCCCGGGUACUGGCAGUCACAAAUGAGAUUCGGGUUCCAACCCACGAAAUUGAGGCUCUGGAACACGCACUUUGAAGGACGGGGGACCAAGAUGUUCCGGUUUAUUGCAUUGCCCGACACUGGAAUCCUAAACAUGACUUAUACUGACCCCGAAACUGGAGACCAAGUGGCAUGUGACGCUAGAUGUCCGCUUUCCGACGAUCCUGCUGAGGAAUUUCGUGAUUUCCAUUUUGUUAACACUGUUGGUAUGAAUGGCUUCCGGUUGGAAAUCUCGGAGUUCUAUGGUCAAGGUGGAGGGCUGAAUGGUGUGGAACUGUUCCAAGAUGACAUCUACUCUUAUGCGCUCACCGAUUUUAACGAACCAACUUGUGCCAAUAUCCCUUUUGGUUCUACAGCUACCAAGACAGGAAGCUGGACAGUUAGUCCCUCAGUUGAUAGUUCGGCAGAUUAUCUAAGUGCGCAGGUCGAUCCCUCAACAGCUUCAUCUACGUCUGUGACCUUUUUCCCGGACAUCAAACAGUCUGGCAACUAUUCUGUUACAAUAUUCACUCCAGGCUGCAUCCAAGAUGGAACCUGCGCAACAAGAGGUGUCGUCAAUGUGACUGGAGUUUUUUCUAGACGGGAUGAAAGCCCGGUUCAGACUUUCAUACAUCAAACCAAUAACUUUGACAAGUAUGAUCAGAUACACUUUGGACGCGUUGAUGCCGGCAGUAGCGACUUUCGACCAAAAGUGACACUCUCUGCGCGGACCGGGCAAGGUAGUAUUAACAUAGUUGCGUCUCGAGUUCGAUUCCAGUUGAUUUCCUCUACCGGCGGCCUUAAUGGUCUGUUCGAUUACAAUCCAGACGAAAAUGAAUUCAAUACAAACUUCUCCAUGUCUGCUAUUAAUACGGCAGGGAAUGACCUGGAGCGUGGAGCUGACGUCAAUGCUCUAGUGUACAAAGACAAUACGUUACUUGUGGGCGGGAACUUUUCAAAUUCAACUAUUCACAACAUCCUAUCUAUCACAGAUGGUCGCGUGGCUAGUUUAUCUGGUGAUGGGUUGAACGCAGCAAUCUCGUCCUUAGUCUCACAUGAUGAUCUCGUGUAUGUGGGCGGCAAUUUCACGGACUUGGCCGGAGGUGAAAACGGAAAGCUAAAACACGUUGCUGCAUACUCGAUUUCCGAUGAUACCUGGAUACCAUUGGGAUCGGGCGUGAAUGGCUACGUUAAAUCGCUUGUGCGGUUCCCGGUUAACAUUUCCUCCACCAAAAUCGAGUCAGCGAUUGCUGUAAGCGGGGACUUCUCUCAAAUUGAGGAAUCGGAUGGACGCAAAGCUAUUCCAGCCAGGGGAUUUGCUGUGUGGGUUCCGUCGGAGAAGAAGUGGCUACAGGAGCUUGAUGUCAGUCAGAUGGCGUAUGCCGGACAGCUUACAACCUCCAUCAUGUCAGGAAACGAUACGAUAUUGGCAGGCACACUUGCAUCAGGUGGAAUUUCGUCUCAUGGCGCCGUUGCCCUAAGAGAGGAUAGCGGUCUCGCUCUGCAACCUCUACCAGUCAAGAUUCAACAGACAUCCGACUCAAGAUCGCGACAGAAAAGGGCUCUGCUUGAAAACAAUGGCUCUCAGGUUGUAACAACGGGUCUUUUUGAUAAAGCGUCAGGACGCAACCUUACGGUCUUAGUCGGUCAUUUUAGCGCGACAGCGUCAGACGGCUCCACCAUUCAGAAUGUUCUUUUGAUCGACGGCUCUGAUGAUGAAGAGGUGACCGGUCUCGGCUCAGGACUAAACUCUAAUUCGACCUUUCUCUCUGCUGCAAUCCAUCGAGACUCCCUCUUCCUUGGAGGCAAGGUGAUGGGUCGGGUUAGUUCAACUGACGUCGUAGGACUCGUUGUCUAUGACCUCUCCAAGAGAGAAUUUCUCGCGAAUCAACCCGGUGUCCUGGAAGGGGAAGACGUGAUUGUGAAUUCUAUUGCUCCACGUCCUGACUCUAACGAGAUUUACGUCGGCGGUGAAUUCGAUUCUGCUGGUUCCUUGCCAUGCCCCGGCGUGUGUGCUUUCCAAGCGGAUGCCUCUCAAUGGGUCAGACCCGGAUCUGGCCUUCAAGGAGCUUUGUCUGUCCUAAAAUGGGUGUCAAAGGAGAAGCUUAUCGCUGCUGGCAAUAUGACCGUCGGUGGUAAUCAAACUACGCUUGCUAGCUAUGAUGCGAAAACGCAGAUUUGGUCCUCAAUUGAUGGAAAAUCCUCUAAUCUAAUCACCGGCCCUAUUACAGCCCUUGGACUUGCCAGGCAGGAUGGCUCUCGAUUUUGGGUUGCAGGAAAAUCUGGAGGUGGUUCUCCAUUCCUAGCUUUCUUUGAUGGAAGCGAAUUUCAUUCUGCUGGUUCGCUUUUCGGCGAACAGACAACCAUCAAAGGUUUGCAAGUACUCGCGCUUCGCGAAGAUCACAGCGAUUCUCGACUCAUCGAAAAUAAUCUCGCUCUGCUUUUGACGGGCCAGCUCCAAUUGCCAAGAUUUGGAAUUGUUUCUGGAGCGAUCUAUAAUGGAUCGACCGCGGAGCCUUUUAUACUUUCUAGCACAGCAGAUGGAAAGCCGGGCAGUAUUAGUGGGCUGUUUACCGAAAAUGAGAUCGAGCUUAGUGGUGGUCGCAAACCACAUUCCAGGGGAAUCGUCGUGCUUGUAUCUUUCUGUAUUGCCCUGGGUUGUAUAUUCUUGAUCGUACUCAUUGGCAUCAUUCUUGGUCGCAUACGGCGUUACCGACAGGGAUAUGUUCGUGCUCCACAAGGCAUGGAUCGGAAGCCGGAUCUUCGACGUUUGCCGCCGGAGUAUCUCUUGGAUUCCCUUCGUCAACGUGCACCUGGUGUUCCGACAAUCUGAUUGCAACGAUUUUUGUCUUCCUUUCUUCGUCUCAUCACUUAAUACACAUUGGAAAAUUGGCGUUAUGGGAGCGGCAAAUACCCAUGUAUGGCUUUCGAGUCUUCUUGACUAUCUUUUUGCUCUGGGUAUAUGGCUUGCAUUUACAUACUCCCUUUGUUGCCUCGAACCUAGUUUCUAGGGAACUUUUACUUUGCUCGAAAGGAUACAUGCACCAUAUGUCUUUAGAAUAGGCCUUUGGUCUUUAAUAAUUGUCCACACCCCGAAUUUCUUUUGCUCUUCAACCACCCACAUGUCCAUGCCUGGACAAUUUCUUCUCUUCUUUUGAUCUUUUUUGUUUAGCACGACUCGAGGCCCGAGGGUUCCUCCCCCACGGGCCGUUUCUCCCAUAACCACCACUCCGGAACGACUUCCUUUCCUUUAUUCAUGUUGAGCCUUGUAGAAAGGGCAGGAUUGUUUGGUGUUGUACUUUAGGCAUUAAUGAGAUAAAGUAUAUGGCACUCGGAAA
Molecule: messenger RNA, 4430 nt
Organism: Coccidioides posadasii C735 delta SOWgp
Lineage: Eukaryota; Fungi; Ascomycota; Eurotiomycetes; Onygenales; Onygenaceae
Source: RefSeq, a predicted model, not a curated record